UAAAUCAUCAGCAUCGCAGCACCCAAGUCAUCAAACAAGGAGUCCAUAGAGAAUCAAAGCCGCCUUCGCCUUCUUUGAUCUGUUAUACUCGAUCAGUGGGAGGAUAUGAAUACUUUUUCACAUGUUCCCCCAGGUUUCCGAUUCCAUCCAACAGAUGAAGAGCUAGUGGAUUACUACCUUAGAAAAAAAGUUGCUUCAAGAAGGAUUGACCUAGAUGUCAUUAAAGAUAUUGAUCUGUAUAAGAUAGAGCCAUGGGAUCUUCAAGAAAAAUGUAAGAUAGGAACUGAAGAGCAGAAUGACUGGUACUUUUUUAGUCAUAAAGAUAAGAAGUACCCAACUGGAACUCGCACUAAUAGAGCCACAACAGCAGGUUUUUGGAAAGCAACAGGAAGAGAUAAGGCUAUUUACUCUAAACAUAAUCUGGUUGGAAUGAGAAAAACCUUAGUAUUUUACAAAGGUCGAGCACCCAAUGGACAAAAAUCAGAUUGGAUUAUGCAUGAGUAUCGAUUGGAAACAAAUGAAAAUGGAGCACCUCAGGAAGAGGGCUGGGUUGUUUGUAGGGUAUUCAAGAAGAGAGUUACAACAAUGCAGAAAAUGAGAGAACAUGAAUCUCCAUGUUGGUAUGAUGAACCAGUUUCAUUCAUUCCAGAACCUGAUUCACCAAAUCCAUACUCCUGCAAGCAAGAACUAGAGUUGCAGUUUCACAUGUCAAAUAUUGGCUCAUUCCUUCAACUCCCUCAAUUAGAAAGUCCAAAAUUUCCACAUUCAACAGCAGCUAGUGGUAGUUGCUGUUCUGUUGCUGCAUAUGGUCUUGAUGUUAAUAACCAUGGAAGUACUUUACAAUCUUCAUCAAUCUCACAAGAAGAACAGAUACAACAAAACCAUCAUCAAUAUGAUAUGAAUUCUCUUUAUAAUGAACAAGCAGUAGAUCAAGUCACUGAUUGGAGAGUUCUUGAUAAGUUUGUUGCUUCUCAGCUUAGCCAUGAAGAUGUUUCCAAAGAAAACAACUACUCUAGUAGUGGUGCCAAUAAUGUCUUUAACUUGUCCUCCGAUCACAUGAACAUUCUUCUGCAACAAUCCAAUAAGCAACAAGUACUCGCACCGGCACCGGCACCGGAGGAUUACGCAUCUACAUCAACUUCCAGCUGCUGCCAAAUUGAUCUGUGGAAGUGAUCAUAUCUAUUACAGUACUAUAUACUGAUUGUAGUUGUACAUAAUAAAA
Messenger RNA from Telopea speciosissima, 1222 nucleotides. Its product is annotated as NAC domain-containing protein 7-like. The coding region runs from base 106 to 1173 and encodes 355 amino acids. The record is from RefSeq and is a predicted model, not a curated record. Lineage: Eukaryota; Viridiplantae; Streptophyta; Magnoliopsida; Proteales; Proteaceae. Gene Ontology annotation, biological process: regulation of DNA-templated transcription. Gene Ontology annotation, molecular function: DNA binding. The transcript has 4 exons.